AUGGCAGAAAUGGAUACUGUCAUGCUAGACGCGCCCGCAGGCGAGUACGGUGCUUCGCUAGAUCCCAUGGAAGGCGUUGUUUACCACCCAUCUCCUAGUCCGUUCGGUCACUCCCACCAGACCCCACAGCACGCUCCCAGGCGUAACUUGUUUUCGAGCCCUAGCUUGCAACCAAGACCUACCUUGCAAUUGUCCACUCUUCAUGACAGGCAAGCACGCCGUCAACAACUCACUCGUCGUUGGCAACCUCGCCCCAAUGACCCAUUCUACCAUGAUAUGGAGGAGGCACGUGCAGACAACCGUGCAGAGCAGCGUCAAUUCGAUCGCUCUCAUCUACACAAACGUGAUGGUGCUAGAUUUCCCUUUUCUUCCCCGAAGCGCACGCGUACUGCGUAUGAGCAGGACACAAGUGACCAGAGACGCGUCAUCGAUGCUACUCCGCGACGGGUUGUUGAUGCCGCUCGACCUCUCCUUGACGUUACUCCACCACCCCAUAUUGAUGUCCCUCCACGUCAGAUUGGUGCUAUCGCUCCUCAGAAUCUUCUUGAUGGUAGCCCACGUUUGCUCGUUGAUGCCGCACCACAGCCACUUGUGAAUGCUGCUCCACAGCAGAUUGUCCCUGUUGCUCCGCAGCCUAUCCAGAUGCCUCAAUGGCCUGCUGCACUUUAUCGUCGAGCAACUUGGCGUGCUGCUAUCCCUCCUUGGCGCAGAAUCAUCGUUCCCGUCAGUCGAAUUGCUCAGCUGGCUCGUCGCACUGCACAGAUUGGUAUCAAGCAAACUAUCCGAACUGGACUCGGUGUUGCCUCUGCUUUUGCUCAUCUAUUUGAUAGAAGAGAAGAGAGCCCCAUGCCAGCCCCUGAGACCCAAAUCGCGGCUCCAGCUCCAGCCCCUGCCCCCCAGCCGGCACCUCAACCCGCGGCUGAAAUGAUUGAACCUGAAGAACCUGAAGACCCUGUUUCUCUUCAGCUGCAAGCCGAGCUAACCGGUCAUGCCUCUCAACUACCCAGCCCUCCAUCUCCAUCUCCAUCUCCGCCUCCACCUCCGUCUCCGUCUCCAUCUACACCAAUUGUAUUUUUUCAGCCGCGCCGUCGCUUGGAAAGCCCUGCUAACGCUAUUUCCGAGGAAGAUAGUAUUCGGAUUAUGGUUGCGAAUGCUACUAGAGAGGCUCGAGACAGAGAAAUGGCUGAAGUUGCAGAAAGAGCUGCCGCACAAACCGUUGAUGAAGAUGAGGCUGAACCUCAAUUCGCGUUGGUUCCGCCAUUGGCUCCUUGGGUUCGUAGCCCUAUCCGCUUCAAUCCAGACGUGCCUCAGGUCGCACCCUGGCCCCCCAUGUCCUCUACCCCGUCCUCCCCUGUCAUCAUCCCAUCCUCGCGUCCUGUCGAAGAGACUCCCGCCUUGAAUUUGGCUCCUCCAGCACAUCCUGUCAACGAGGCUCCUGCUUUGGGAUUGGUUCCCACACUGCGUCCCAUCGAAGAAAACCCAGCCUUGCGUCUGAUUCCCUCAUCGUCGCGUGCUAUCGAUACUAUUCCUGCUUCGCGUCCGAUGGUGCCGUCCUUGCACGCGGUCGAAGACACCCCCGCUUUAGACUUGGCUCCUAUCGAUGAGACUCCAGACUCCAACUCACUACGUGCUGUCGACGCCAUUCCAGCCCAACAUCCCGUUGUCCCCCCCCUGCCACGUCCUAUUGAUGUUACUCCUGCCUUACGAUUGAUUCCCUCCUCAUCCCGUCCUGUUGAAACUGCUCCUUCUCCACCUCCAAUUGUACCAACUUCUCCUCCGCCCCAUGAUGCUUCAUUUCUCACUCCGAUUGUCCCUUCAUCCUCGCGCUCUAUCUCUGACACUCCGACUGCACGUCCUACGUCUUCUCCAUCUCGUCGAUUCCCCGUGACUCCAGUAACGCGAUUGAUUCCUCCACUGAUGCGUCGUUACCGUGGAACUCCUGCCCUGCGGCGUACCACUCCUCGCGUGCCACGUCCUCCACUGGAUGCUGACAUCGAGGAAACCCGCGAUCUUCUUUCUACUGUUACUGUCUCGGGUGAAGAUGGAAUCAUCCCAACACGUAUCCAGUGGUGGGAAGCCGAUACUCCUUUGGGACGGCCAGUUUCCGCAGUCCGUUUGUUCAGCUCGAAUGAACCACCCGCCAACGUGUCCGACCGUACUGGGGCACUUUACCGUGACGAGUAUGAAGAAAUGCAGAGAGAAGCUCGCAUGCGCGUCAUACGUGAGCGCGCAAUGGCUCUAAGUCGCCAGCGCGUGCCGGAGGGUGAAGAUGCUGUCCGCCCAUUAACCGAAAGCGUGGAAAGACAAGUUCAUGCCGCAAUGUCAGCUGCCAGUAACAGAGUUCUCGGAUCGACCCUCGAAGGGAUCGAGCUGACCCAGCAAAAGCUUCUUACCUGCUACAAAGACCUUGAAUGGCUAAAUGACGAAGUCAUCAAUGGCCAUUUGGCGCUGACUGUGGACUAUCUCCGAGAAAAAGCGAACAACACGGGUCGCAACGUGCGGCCCAAGUACUUUGCAUUCAGCAGCUUUUUCUACUCAAAGCUCCGCGAUGGCGGAUACAGAGAAGUGAGCCGAUGGGCGCGGAGGGGCAAGAUUGGUGGAGAGCAUCUCCUGGACGUGGAGACGGUGUUUGUGCCAGUCCACCAGCAGUCACACUGGACCCUGCUAGUCGUGAGCCCAGCGAACAAGACAAUCGAAUAUUUCGAUUCGCUGGGCUCACGCUGGCGGUCCUUUGUGGACACAAUCAAGGAGUGGCUGGCGGGGGAGCUGGGGGAGAAGUACGUGGAGGACGAGUGGACCGUCCUCCGUACUCCCUCCCCCAAGCAGGACAACGGGAGUGACUGUGGUGUGUUUUUACUCACCACAGCCAAGGCUGUGGCGCUGGGAUUGGAGCCAACCGCCUACGGGCCGGGCGAUGUUCCUCUUUUGAGGAAGAAGAUUGUUGCGGAACUGCUUAACAGCGGUUUCAGAGGGGACCUGGAUCCUUCGGGACCAGGUCCGGCCCGCCUCUGA
Molecule: messenger RNA, 3012 nt
Organism: Talaromyces rugulosus
Lineage: Eukaryota; Fungi; Ascomycota; Eurotiomycetes; Eurotiales; Trichocomaceae
Exons: 1
Coding region: 1-3012 (1003 amino acids)
Biological process (GO): protein desumoylation
Cellular component (GO): nucleus
Molecular function (GO): deSUMOylase activity
Source: RefSeq, a predicted model, not a curated record